AUGCUUUUCAAUGCACCGCAAGAAUUCGGUCAGCCACUCCUUCUUGAGGACUACGUCAACAUCCAACAGCCAGUUACCACCUCCUCUCUGUCGCUCUGCGCAGUCUGUCACAUCACCGCCUCGUCCCAACGCUGCAGCAACUGCAAGAAUAUCCACUACUGCUCCUCGCAAUGUCAAACAUGCGACUGGCCACAACACAAGCUCUUGUGCAAGCAGUUCGUGUCCUCGCAAGACGCGCGUCCGUCUCUUUCACACCGCCGCGCUCUCUACCUGCCGGACAAAUCCUCCAAGCUCUCCUUCACAUGGCUGCAGUACGGCAACAAUGGCUAUCCACUCGACCGACAAAAGCUCUUCCCCGACACGCCUAUCGCUGAGCUGAAAACUAUCGCCUUUUACAGCCGUUUCUUGCCCUACUGGAUCCAAAUCUCAUAUGACAGCAACCCUCAUGGCCGUUCCCUCAACAAGAACGAGUGCGCUGAGCGACUGCUCAAUACAACAUCCGGAGCUUCGAAGUGGAGUGGGCCGCUGGUGGUGCUGGUGUAUAGUGCGGAGGAGGGUCUGGAGAAGCCAGCGCUGGAUGUUGAUACGAGCGUGUUGGGACCGUUGGUGAAUUAUCUGAGGUUGAGGUCUGAAUACGAGGGGCCGGUGUUUGUAGAGCAGCCGCAGGAGCAAUGGGAGGGGACAGAGUUAUUGAGGAUACUAGGCGAAGAGGGGGAACAGCGGUAG
Messenger RNA from Ascochyta rabiei, 726 nucleotides. RefSeq lists its product as uncharacterized. Bases 1 to 726 code for a protein of 241 amino acids. NCBI's taxonomy places the organism in Eukaryota, Fungi, Ascomycota, Dothideomycetes, Pleosporales, Didymellaceae. The record is from RefSeq and is a predicted model, not a curated record. The transcript has a single exon.